Molecule: messenger RNA, 4350 nt
Organism: Megalops cyprinoides (Indo-Pacific tarpon)
Lineage: Eukaryota; Metazoa; Chordata; Actinopteri; Elopiformes; Megalopidae
Gene: ncapd2
Product: non-SMC condensin I complex, subunit D2
Exons: 32
Coding region: 79-4245 (1388 amino acids)
Biological process (GO): meiotic chromosome condensation; mitotic chromosome condensation; mitotic cell cycle
Cellular component (GO): nucleus; condensed chromosome, centromeric region
Molecular function (GO): histone binding
Source: RefSeq, a predicted model, not a curated record
UUGGCUGGAUGCAGUUAGCCCACCGAAGAGCUAUAGUUUCGGACUGUUUUGGCACAAGGAUUUCCACCAAACAACGCGAUGUGGGACUUCAUUGUGCCAGUGUGCGUCAGUGAUUUGGUGAAGACUGGAGGCAUCAAUCAGUAUGUGGUUCAGGAUGUUGUCUCCCCCAAACAACUGGCCUCUCACCUCCACAGUUUCAGGGCUGCACUGAGGAGCCAGGGUCCACUAUGUAUCUUGGAGCACUUCGACACUGCUUACAGCGUUCUGCAGCAUUUCCAGGCUGUUGACAUAGCUGUAAAAGAAGACACCUUGGAGUUGCUUGUGCAAGUGGUGAGCGGGCUGUCGGUGUCCCUGCCCUCCCUCCUCCUCUCCACCACACUCUCAGCUGUGGACAGAAAGCAGCAGCUCAACGCUGUCAAAAUGGCAGUAUUCCUACUCUGCAAACUGACUGAGCACUUGGAGAGUGACUCCUACAGGCAAAGUAUCAUCACUGCACCCAGCAAGGGCAGUAAGAAGGGCAAAUCCGCCAGCGAGGGCCAGAUACAGUGGGACACUGAGAGGGAGACAGUGCUGCAGGCCCUCACACAGCUGCUGCAGUUAGACAUCAGGACGCUGUGGAGCCUGUCACUGGUGGAGGAGGAAUUCGUCAGUUGUGUGACGUGCUGCUGCUACAAGCUCCUGGAGAACCCUGCCAUCAGCCUUGUGAAAAGCAAGGGCAGUCGUGAUGCCAUCAUCCACCUGCUGGGGGUGCUGGUGAAGAAGUACAACCACCUGCUGGGUGCCAGUGUAAAGGUCAUCCAGCUGCUGCAGCACUUUGAGCAGCUGUCCUCUGUGUGUGCCCAGGCUGUAGCUGUUUGGAGCUCUGAGUAUGGUGUCAAGGCCAUUGUUGGGGAGGUCAUGAGAGAGAUUGGUCAGAAGUCGAGUGAGGAGUUGAGCAGAGAGGGUUCGGGCGUGAAGGCUUUCUCCUGCUUCCUGUCGGAGCUCAGCACUCUGGUGCCUGAUGUCAUGUUACCCAACAUCAGUGUGCUGCUCACACACCUGGAGGGAGAGAGCCACAGCAUGCGCAUGGCCGUGUGUGAGGUGCUGGGGGAGGUGCUGAUCCGGGUGCUGAGCGGGGACGGGCUGAAUGACACAGCUCGGGCCGACAGGGACCGCUUCCUGGACACCCUGCAGGAGCACCUGCACGACACAAACUCUCACGUCAGAGCCCGCGUGCUGCAGGUCUACACCCGUAUCGUCAACAGCAAGGCUCUGCCCCUGUGCCGGUACAGUGAAGUCAUGGGGCUGGCCGUGGGUCGCCUGAUGGACAAGUCAGUUAAUGUGUGUAAGAACUCAAUCCAGUUGCUGGCGGCCUUCAUCGCUCACAACCCCUACAGCUGCAAGUUGAGCAGCGCUGAUCUGAAGAAGCCCCUGGAGAAGGAGACGGCUAAGCUGAGAGAGCUCAGGGAGAGGGGGAAAGAGAAGGCUCCUGUGGCAGUGAUCGAAGCGUCAGAGCUGUGGGAGGCUAUGGAGCCCGAACUGCUGCAGACCAUCAGGGCCGAGCUGGAGCCAGGCAGUGAGGAGGAGCAGGGGGAGCGGGAGGAGGAAGAGGUGGAGGAGAGCGAUCGGGACACAGCUGUGAAAAUCGCACAGUUCCUGAGGGUGAACAAGUACAGGCAGGCUGUGCGACUGUGUGUUCAAGCCCACAGUGUGUUCCCUGAGUCACAGCUCUUCUCUGCUCUCUCCACCCUCACCGUGCAGUCUGUCACGGACACACUGGCUCUGCUUUUCAAAGGCUCAGAGCAGGAUCCCCCUCAGAAAGGGGAGGAGCAGCCCCCUGCCCCACAGGAGGAGGGGUCAGGGAGGAAUGAAGCAGAGGAGAGUGAGCUAAAGAAGCAGGAGAUGUUAGUUCAGUACCUGAGGGACACAGAGAGCUUUGCCCUGCAGGUGGAGAAGGCCAUUGCGGUCAUCAACAUGAUGCUCUACUGGAAAACCACCUCUGUGGUACAGGAGGCUGUGCAGUUCUGUGUGACCGUGUGCGAGUUCAGCGUGGCUAACUCUCUGUCGGGAGUGAGGAGGAUGCUCCCACUGGUUUGGUCCACCGAUGCUGCAGUAAAGGAAGCAGUUGUUCAGGCCUAUAGGAGGCUCUACCUCAACCCACAGGGCGACACCACCAGAGCCAAGGCUCAGACCCUGGUGGACAGCCUCUCAGAGCUGAUGGUGGAUGCGUCACUGGGGACUAUCCAGUGUCUGGAAGAGAUAGUGCAGGAGUUCUUCAGCAGCGGGAGCAGUCUGCAGAACAGUGUGGUGCAGGUCCUGUGGGAACGCUUCACUGGGAAGCAGGAGAGCUCCGCCCUGCAAAGGCGUGCCGCUGUGCUGCUGCUGGGCAUGGCGGCAAGAGUGGAGAGAGAGGUCGUGCUCAGUAAUCUGGACACUUUGUGCUCUGUGGCUCUUGGGGAGAAAGUGACUGAAGACUUCCUGCUGGCCAGAGACACGGUCAUCGCCAUCUCCCAUAUCACUGACCACAACAAGCAAACUAAAAACAGCCCUCCAUUCAGACUGCCUCAGGACCACCAGCUAUUCACCUGCCUCACUCAGGCCAUCGCAGAAGGUGUGGUAAUGACUGACCCCUACUGGCAGAGCUUCAUGGAGCAGGCUGUCCGUUUGAUCUACUUCCUAGCGGAGUCACCUGACCAACUCUGCUCCCGCCUGCUCCAGCGAUGCUCGCGCCUGCUAUUGGACCAGAUUGCUGAGGGAGGAGAAGGCAGUAAGGAGGGUGGACAGUCUCAGGGUGGGCAGGCUCAGGAUGAAGAGGAGCCAGACAACUGUGUGUCUCUGGCCCAGCUGCUGGCGCUUUGUGGGAGUGUGGCCUUCUGGCAGAUUUCUCACCUGGAGCGCAGUGUCAGCGUGGAGCUGCGACGGAGGAGAGGGGAGAAUGAGGAGAGAGAGGCUGCAAGCACCUCCAACAAAUCCAAGCAGGCGUCCAAUGAGAGCUGUGUGGAGGAAGAGCUGGGAUUGGUGGGUGCCUCAGCAGAGGACACGGAGGCGGAGCUUAUCCGCAAGAUCUGUGAGACUGAGCUAUUAGCAGAGGAGAACCUGCUCUAUGCCUUCCUGCCUUUGCUGGUGAAGGUGUGUAGCUCUCCUGGCCGGUACUCUCACCCCCAGCUUACCACCGCCGCCUGCCUGGCCCUUGCACAGUUCAUGAUGAUCAGCCCCUCAGUCUGUGAGGAGAACAUUAGGCUGCUCUUCACAGUGUUGGAGAGGUCCACCCUGCCUGUGGUCAGAGCCAAUACCAUCAUUGCCUUGGGAGACCUCACUGUCCGCUUCCCCAACAUACUCGAACCCUGGACUCAGAACCUCUACGCCAGACUGAGUGACGAGAGCUCCUCGGUGAGGCAGACUGCAGUGACGGUGCUGACGCAGCUGGUGCUGAAGGAUGUUCUGAAGGUGAAGGGGCAGGUCAGCGAGGUUGCCAUGCUGCUCAUCGACCCCCAGCCUCACAUUGCCAGCCUGGCCCUCAACUUCUUCAACGAGCUCGCCACGAAGGACAAUGCCAUCUACAAUCUACUCCCUGACAUCAUCAGUCGCCUGUCCGACCCUGAGCGAGGGAUGAAGGAGGAAGACUUUCAUACCAUCAUGAAGCAACUCUUCUCCUAUAUCACAAAGGAGAAGCAGACGGAGAGCCUGGUGGAGAAACUCUGUCAGAGAUUCAGGACGGCAAAGACGGAGAGGCAGUGGUGUGACCUGGCCGUUUCGCUGUCCCUGCUCUCCGUGUGUGAACGGGGAUUCAAGCGGCUGCAGGAGUGCUGGGACUGCUACAGCGACAAGCUCGCGGAGCCCGGCGUCUACCAGCCCCUGCUGUCCAUCAUGUCCCGCCUGCGCCGCGGGGCCAAGCCGCAGCUCAAGUCCCAGGUGGAGGACUUUGAGAAGAAGCUGACUGCAGUUCACACAAAAGGGCUGGAAAACGUAGAGAGCGGAGAGACAGAAGAGCAGAGAGAAGGGGGAGAAGCGGAGAGUGUGUGCACUCCGCAGCCCCUGAGCAAAGGCGGCCGCAGGCCCACAAGAGGUAAAGGGAAACACUCCACCUCUUGCUUAGAGGACAGUGACCUUGUGACCCCCAAGCCACGUCGCAGGCCCCCCAAGAAAACGCAGAUCACCUUCAGCAGCGAUGAGGAAGAGGAUGAUGCUGUGCUGGCAGAGAGUGAGACGCCCAAAGUGACCACGCCUAUUUCACGCUCCUCUCGACGAACACGGCUCAGACACUGAUUUUACCCCCUUUUUAAUUGCCCCCCUCUCUUCUCCUUCAUUACUAGUUGAUUUAUUUCGUUUUUUUGUAUGUCUGUCUAUGAAGCACUUGAGUAUUUAUCAAUG